This is a messenger RNA of Caenorhabditis angaria, 865 nucleotides long. The record is from the annotation of a GenBank genome assembly. NCBI's taxonomy places the organism in Eukaryota, Metazoa, Nematoda, Chromadorea, Rhabditida, Rhabditidae.
AUGACCACUACAAUUCUCCUUAUCUGCUUCAUUUCUACCGUAUUUUCUUGUGGCCCCGGUCUGAUUUCAGAUAGUGGUCAGUAAACAAUUGGGAUAGUGGAGACUCCUAAGAAAAUUUAAUUUUCAGAAUAUUUGGUUUCAAUGAGCGGCCUAGAUCUUCCGUUCUCAUUUGUCUAUUCAACUUCAAAUAUCGAUGGAAUAUCAGCGCCAACUUCAAUGGGUGACGUGAUACAAAACAUCAAUGGAUAUUGUCAAGAUCUAGUAGAAGAUUUGAUGCGAGUUAGCUUAAAAGCAAUUGAUUAUCCUGCGUAUCUUCUAGAAUCUGCUAUAUCUAGUUUGGAUAUUCAAGUUGCAUCGGAUUAUCAACCUCUGAGUUGUGUUAAAUUUGUCAGUAUCUUUGAUGAGUCACGGGUUACUACAGUUGCACCUAAAAAAGAAAAAGUAGGAGAUAACAAUACUGAUCGAAAAAUAAAAAGGGCUGCAACAGUGGAAACAGGCCCAAAGGGGAAUUAUUGUUACUACAACACAGCCAACGUGAUCACAAAAAUAUGUGAAAACAAGGUAAACAUAUCCCACGUUUUUUUGUUGAAAAACUUAAUUUUUCCAGGGAACUAAAGAAUGCACAUUAGCCGAUGCAGUUUCUCUUCCACUCAAUGUUUCAAGAAUAAACUUCGACUUCACAGUAAGUUAAUUAUUAUCAGAACUUCUACUAAUUCUUUAUAUUCAGCCUGGUAUACUAGCUGGUCAACCACGAGCAUUUUGGAAAGAUUUCAGCGAUUCUUUGGCUAAAAAAUUAAAAAGUGGAACUUAUUCAUCAGCUUUCAAACAAGUUUCAGUCGAUGUCAAGAUAAAUAUAAUUCGAUGA